Molecule: messenger RNA, 622 nt
Organism: Bactrocera dorsalis (oriental fruit fly)
Lineage: Eukaryota; Metazoa; Arthropoda; Insecta; Diptera; Tephritidae
Product: general odorant-binding protein 99a
Exons: 2
Coding region: 116-565 (149 amino acids)
Biological process (GO): sensory perception of smell
Molecular function (GO): odorant binding
Source: RefSeq, a predicted model, not a curated record
GAAGAUCGCUAAAUACACCAACCGAGUUCGAGGUAUAAAUAUGGGAUUGCAAUAGUUCUAUACAUCAGUUGUGCGCUGAGUCCAGCGGAGAAAGUCAAUCAAGCCAAAAUUCAAAAUGAAAUUCUUCAUUGUGAUCCUUGCAGUCGUUGCACUGGUAUACGCUAAAGAUGAAUGGGUGCCGAAAACUGAAGCAGAACUUAAAGUUAUCGUCAAGGAAUGCCUCAAAGAUUUCCCACUUAACAAUGAACAACUUCAGAAAUACACAACCUUCCAACAACCCGAUGAAGAGCCCAUUCGAAAGUACAUGCUUUGUACCGCUAAGGGAGUGGGCUUCUUCAGCGAACAUGAGGGGUAUCAUGUCGAUCGUGUCGCCAAGCAAUUCAAAUUGGAUUUGGAUGAAGCUGAGGUUGCUGUCAUCACUGAAGGUUGCGCUGACAAGAACGCCGAGGGUAGCAGCGUUGACGUGUGGGCCUAUCGUGGUCACAAGUGUGUGAUGGCCAGCAAGAUCGGUGAACGUUUGAGGGUUUAUAUUCAAAAUCUCAAAAAAGAAGCAAAAAAACAUUAAAUUACUACAACUGCCUUUCGUUGAACAAUAAAGUAUAUUUUAUUAACGUCAGCCUAA